UUCCCGUCGCGUCCAAUCGUCUCCCGAUCCACCCACCGGGAACCGGCUGCAGGUUCCUGCGCGUCCCCGGGGCGUUCCCGGUCAAACGAGGGGAAGAGCUCGAGUCGACUCUGUCGCAGCCCCGCCGGUGCCGUUUUGACCAGACCGACGCCGAAGUCUUCACGACCCACAGGUGGAGGAAAAUGCCUCCCAAAAAGCAACCGAUGAUGAAGGACUUGAGGAGCUUUUUUCCGAAGAAGAGUGACAAUCCUGGCGGCAGCGGCUCCCCCAGCGCAGAGAGCAGACAGCCAGCUGGCGCCACAGCGUCUAAGACUGUUACAGGCUGUCAAGUGACAGUGAAGGAGGAGAAAGACAGCUAUUCCAUGGUCGGCCAUUUACAUCAUUUCACGGUGAAAUUUGAUCACGCUAAAUCUGAGGAAUACAACAUUAACUGUCAUAAACCUUGCACAGUGCUGAAGGCAAUAACAUCAGAUGAAAAAUAUAAGACGAAGAUCAAGGGUCCAAAGGAAAACAUUGUGAUUCAGCUGGGUAAAGGGGAUCGAGAUUCGACCAUUGCAACACAUUUCCCUUGUUCUUGUAUCAGCAAUGGUGAGUCUCUGAUCAUGUCGUUUAAAUCAGAAAAGAUCGAAGAGGCCGGUGACCAACAUGACGAAAUGAUACAUCCGAGAGACAAAUAUUCAGUCUUCUACAUUGAUCGAGAUGGAGGGCUGAACACCAAAACAAAGAAGCUUUUUAGGAGCAGUGCUGUCAGACAGUUCAAGCGUCUCUGUGUUUACGGAGAGACGGGGAUGACUGUGAAAGAAGCUCUGAAAAGAGACGGUCGCUUCAUCGAUUCCCUCUGCGACUUCCAUCUGUCCGACAAUGAGAAUCCAAAUAUCCUCACUGCUUGUACACAAACCGUUGACAACCUAGAUGGGAAAGUAUUCAAGAUACGUUCUCACCAGAACAAGAGAGAAAACGAUGAGAAGCAGCAGAAGAACCCAGGUGCGUCAGCUAGUUUGAGCAGAAACAGGCCCCUCCUAGAGGUAGUACGGCAGAGUGGAAUCAGUGUAAAAAGAGCACUGGAGGAGAAGGCCGACAGCAGCAGCGACACUGAGGAGAUUUCUGAAAUACUGCGUCAGCAGUUUCCCGACCUGAAAAAAUGGAUGGAGGAAAGAUUCCCUCGUGAUUCUUUUCAGGAAGCGCUGACCCUGAAGAAGGAGAAUUUUGGAAAGAUCCAACAGUCUUUUAGUGAAGUUCACAGAGUCAGGAAGCUGCUAAACCUGGGCAAGUCCGUUUGUAAAGUCGUCGUUGAGAAUGUCUGUCAGGGAACAGGCUUUGUGCUGUUCGAUAACUUCAUCCUGACUAACGCACAUUUAUUUGAACGUGUCGUUCGGGGACAAAAGUUGCACGAGGAUGUAAAUGUGUUUGCUCUGUUUGACUAUGAUGGUCCCGAGCCUGUCACAGAUUUCUACUACUUCAGUUGUAAGAAAACAUUCAUUGACUCUGACAACGCGAUAGAUUAUGCCAUACUCGAGCUCAACCCUGAGGGCCAGCAAGUCGGCAACAAAAACGGGACAGGGAAACUAAAAGUACCGCCAGGGCUCCUGAAGAAAUUCGGUCGAGUCCCUCAGAGUGGCGAAGCCUGUAUUAUUGGUCACCCAGAGGGUGGAGUGAAAAAAAUGGAUCCUACAUGUGUCAUUGAGAAAGAGGCAAGGGAGCAGGCUGUCAGUGAUCACAUACAUCCGUACAAAGACAGUAUGUUCAUUGUCCAAUCCAUCAUUAAAGUGAUCCAAGAUCAGGGCAUUGCAAACAUAAUGAAGGGUGGAGAUCAAGCAGACAAAGUAGUGACCUACAACACUUUCAUGUAUGGCGGCUCUUCUGGCUCCCCGGUGUUUGAUGCUCAUUGUCGGGUUUUUGGUUUGCACUCCGCAGGAUUCGAUUAUGGGUUUCCAAAGCGCAAGGUGCGUGAUAGAGUUCGCCCAUCCUCUGCUCACUAUAUUUGAAAAGGUUGUGGGUAAUCUGAAGGAAAAGGGAAACCAGGAGCUGUUGAAGAGAUUUGAGGAGAAAGCAAAGGGAAACGAAUACCUGGAAGAGGUACUGCAGGCUA
This is a messenger RNA of Xiphias gladius (swordfish), 2089 nucleotides long. RefSeq names its product serine protease FAM111A-like. The record is from RefSeq and is a predicted model, not a curated record. NCBI's taxonomy places the organism in Eukaryota, Metazoa, Chordata, Actinopteri, Istiophoriformes, Xiphiidae.